GUGAGAAACACAAAUGAGGGGAUAGGCAUCAAACUGCAACCCAAGUUCAAAGGAAAAAAAUUAAACAUGACAAUUAAAACUGAGUUACAAUCUUGUAUUGGUAUAAAACCUAUCAGCAAAUAAGAUGUCUGAAAAGGAGACUAUUUCAGAAGCGAUAGAAGAUACCACUAGUCAAUUCAGGGAAGAAUCUAAAUCACAGUUGGUAGAGGAGCCUGGAUUCAUUAAAAAUACAUCAGAUUUGUUAACGGAAGCUUCUGAUGGGAAACCUUUCGACCAAAUUUGUGAAACACAACCUGGAAUGGACACAGUAGGUGUACACAAUGAUACAGUUACCUCCUCCUCUGAAAGUAAGUCUGAGAGAAAUGAAGAACAAGGAAACAUUCAAUUUUCCGAAAUGGUCGAUACACAUGACAACUCCCAGUCAACAACUGAAACUUCACAAGGCCCAUCAUUAUCAGUAACUACUGAUAUUCAGAUGACUGCUGAAUAUGAGGCUUUUGUUGACUUCCUAUCUCAUGAAAUACCAGGAAAAAUUAGUUCACAACUCUCUGAAGAAAACCAGAAAGGACUUGACUUAGGAUCAGAUAACUUUACUGUUAACCUCAAGGCCGAGGGCUUACAAAAAUUCCCUCAGGAAAUUUUAAAAACAAAAUAUGUAAAAUAUCUAUAUUUAGAUGAGAACCAAAUUGAAAGUAUUAAAGGAGCAGACUUAGGUGGUCUGCUAGGACUUGAAAUUCUAUCCUUGCAAGAUAAUGGGUUAUCAUCACUUCCAUCUGAAAUUCAGUUACUUCACAAUUUAAGGAUAUUAAAUGUCAGUCACAACCAAAUAUCACAUAUUCCUAAUGAAAUAUCACAGCUUGAGAAUAUGAGGGAACUCUUUUUAAAUAAUAAUUACAUUGAGAAUAUUCCUUCUGGCUUAGAAAGACUUGGAAACUUGGAAAUUUUAAGUUUGGCUAAAAAUAAGUUAAGCCAUAUACCAGAUACCUUGUCUAGUUUAAAAAACUUGAGCAUUCUCAAUCUGGAAUAUAAUCAGUUAACAAUAUUUCCUAAAGCUCUGUGCUUCCUUCCAAAGUUAAUUUCACUAAACCUUACUGAAAACCUGAUAAGCAGUUUGCCAAAAGAAAUUAGUGAGCUUAAAAAUUUAGAAAAACUUUUCCUGGGUCACAAUAAACUUAUAUUUUUGCCAGUGGAAAUUUUUCAACUGCUCAAAAUGCAAGAACUCCAACUGACUGACAAUAAAUUAGAAGUUAUUUCAAACAAAAUUGAAAAUUUUAGGGUACUUAGUAUUCUAAUACUUGAUAAAAACUUAUUGAAAAAAAUACCAGAGAAUAUUUCCCACUGCGUAAUGUUGGAAUGCCUUAGUCUUAGUGAUAAUAAAUUAAAACACCUUCCUAAGAACAUCCACAAGCUCAAAAAUUUAAGAAAAUUCCAUUUAAACAGAAAUAAUAUAGUGAGAAUACCUGAAGCUAUCUCAUAUCUUAAUAAUAUGCUUAGUCUAGAAUUGUCAGGAAAUAUGAUCACAGAUAUUCCCAUUGAAAUAAAAAACUGCAGGAAAAUAACUGAAGUUGAAUUGAGUCAAAAUAAAAUUAGGUAUUUUCCAGUAGGUUUGUGUGCUUUAAAGUAUCUUUAUUAUUUGAGUAUUAAUGGAAAUUAUAUUUCAGAAAUACCUGUGGAUAUAUCUUUCAGUAAACAACUGCUUCAUUUAGAGUUUAAUGAAAACAAACUCCUCACAUUUUCUGAGCACUUAUGUUCUCUUAUUAAUCUUCAAUACCUGGAUCUUAGUAAAAAUCAAAUAAGGGGAAUUCCACCAUCUAUUUCCAAUAUGGCAUCACUCCACGUUCUUAUUUUAUGCUGUAAUAAAUUUGAAACUUUCCCGAUAGAAGUGUGUACUUUACCAAAUUUGCAAGUACUUGAUAUUUCAGAAAACCAAAUACAGAAAAUCCCUUCAGAGAUCUGUAACUUAAAAGGAAUUCAGAAAUUAAAUAUCUCAAGCAAUCAAUUUAUAUAUUUUCCUACUGAACUGUGUCAACUUCAAUCACUGGAAGAGCUAAAUAUAAGUCAGAUAAAUGGGAAAAAGUUAUCAAGACUUCCACAAGAGCUGUCUAAUAUGACUCAACUUAAAGGACUUGAUAUCUCAAAUAAUGCAAUCCGAGAGAUUCCAAGAAAUAUAGGGGAAUUGAGAAGUUUGGUUAGUUUAAAUGCAUGCAGUAAUCAAAUAAGUUAUCUGCCACCAUCUUUUCUAUCUCUAAACAAACUCCAACAACUAAACUUGAGUGGAAAUAAUCUUACAGCUCUGCCUAGUGGUAUUCAUAACCUUUCUUCGCUGAAGGAUAUAAAUUUUGAUGAUAACCCUUUGCUGAGACCUCCAAUGGAAAUCUGUAAAGGAAAACAACUGCAUACUAUUGCAUGCUAUCUACAGAGGACAGAAGAAAGAGAUGAGAAACUCUUAGAGAAGAUCUUCAAGAUAGUUGCCAACAACAUCACUGAAACAAAUUUUAAAUUUUUGUGUAAAAAAUUAAAUGUGGUAAUCUCAGAAACAGACAUGUCUACAAAGAGCACUGUUUCAUUAAAAGAGAGAGUCCUCCAAGCACUUGAGAGGUGGAAAAUGGAAAGUAACAGCUCGUCCACUACUGCUUUAAGAGACCAACUAACUCGUGCACUAACUAUGAUAGGAGCAUAUGAAAUUAUGGACAAAAUAACAGCUUUGAAACUUUCUGCAUCUGCAAUUAAAUUCUGAACAGUGUAUCUAUAAUAAAAACAGAAAACUUAUGAUGCACUUAUAUAAUUAAAACUGGAUAUAAGGGAAUUGCAUGUCAUGUCUCUUUACACACAUUUCUAAGUGGAUAACAAUUUAUACUACCACUCUAAUAUGUUAAAAUAUUAGACACUUUUGUGUAUUUGUUCUAUUGCUCUGGAAUUAUGAUAAUGAAUUUUAAAAAUAAGUAAUUCCAUUUAAAAAUUCUUUGUUAUAUAAUGCUUUUAUACAACCCGAGGUUUAUAGGUAAUAAGGUCAUUAGUAACUUUUAUUGGAGUUAGAAAGCAGAAGCAGUUUCUUUUUAGAUGCUGCCUUAAAACUGAAAUCAAUGUACUAUCCCUACUGUUUCUCUAUUAGGAAUGGGAUAGCUUUGCUAAACAUAAACCAAGGCAGGGUCAGUAAUCCUCUAGUUGAGUGUCCAGACAGGACUGGUGGAGUGGUCUUGCCUGUCAUGUAUGCCUCUCCCCUCUAACACUCUGUCAUAUGGGGAACCCAUUUCAUAUAUUUUAGGUAGAGCUGACCUUGUCAUAUGCAGUCAUCUUCCCCCACCCCUGAAGCUACUAAUACCAAGGUCUUUUACCCAUCUAACUACAGUGAAUGAUUCAGGGAAAGCCAUUUGGCGCAAGCCACACUAUUAAGAAUUUCCCUUGGACCUUUCUGCACAGCUAUCAGAGAAGAUGUACUCUUUCUGCUGGUAGGUUAUGAGUGUUGGUCUAUCCUGCACACCUUGUAGUAGUCUGUCUGAGAGCUGGAUGGAGAGAGAGAGAUGGAUCCAGCUGUAUUAGUCAGGGUUCUCCAGAGAAACAGAACUAACAGGGUAUGUAUGUGUAUAUGUAUCUUUAUUAGAUGCAGGCUCUGUAUUUCAAACCCAGGAUUUCCUGGAUCCAGGACCCAUAGUUGUUGCCUCUCUGACAGACACAUGGCUUCUAAAACUUAAGCAUUUCAAUAAAUAGUGCUGAGAAAACGGAAUAUCCGCAUGCAAAAAUGAACUCUAAAUGGAUUGGUCCUAUACUAAGAGGUAAAACUAUAAAACUCUUAGAAGAAAACACAGGCAUAAAUUUUUAUGACCUUGGGUUAGGCAAUGGUUUCUUGGAUAUGACACCAAAGUGCAAGCAACAAAGAAAAACACAGAUAGUGAUCAUUUGCUGUGACCUAGUAUUGUAAAGAUAUAAUUUCAAAGCUACUGCCAGAUCUUUUUGUGUCACUGAAAAGUAUCCAUCAGCAGUAAAUAGUCCUAUUAUUUCAAACGCUCUAGUUGGGACAGUUUGAAACCCAGAGGAUGCACAAUGGGAAACCACUUCUCUCUGCAUAAUCAUGUACAGUGCCAUCUCUGUUAAGAGCAGGGAAAUCUGUAUGAAUUUCACUGUAUUUAGGAAAAUGUUUCUCUUCCUUUACUUGGCCUUACAUUGUCCCAGAGCUGAGAAAUGUUU
Molecule: messenger RNA, 4185 nt
Organism: Miniopterus natalensis
Lineage: Eukaryota; Metazoa; Chordata; Mammalia; Chiroptera; Miniopteridae
Gene: LRRD1
Product: leucine rich repeats and death domain containing 1
Cellular component (GO): cytoplasm
Molecular function (GO): protein binding
Source: RefSeq, a predicted model, not a curated record